Messenger RNA from Eutrema salsugineum, 828 nucleotides. RefSeq lists its product as uncharacterized. The transcript has a single exon. The coding region runs from base 1 to 828 and encodes 275 amino acids. NCBI's taxonomy places the organism in Eukaryota, Viridiplantae, Streptophyta, Magnoliopsida, Brassicales, Brassicaceae. The record is from RefSeq and is a predicted model, not a curated record.
AUGGUGUCUGCAACACGAAGAGGGCUCAUCGGAAAGAAAUCAAAGUCAAAGAUGGCACAUGCAACAGGUGAUGCUUCGUCUCCUCACCUAAUCGAUGGAUCGAGUGGUGAAGAACAGAAUCCACCGGUGAUUCAGAGCGAAGAGAAGUUCGGAACAGGAAAGGGGACCGGCAGCGAGAGCGAAUCCUUCGCCACUGCAGAAGAAGGCGGAGACUCAGCAGCCAAAUCGCCGGAGGAUCUUGGAGAAGAAUUUCCUCUUCCCGUGGAAGCUCAGGUUGAAUCGAUGGCACAAGAAGAGGAACACGAGGGUGUGAAUGAGCCCGAGGCAGAAAACAAAGAAAGCCAUCGAGCAGAAACUGAAACACAAGGUGCCGAUCAACUGAGGGAGGAUAAGGAAGCCACAUCGGAGACCCGAAUAGAGGCUGAGUCUGAUGACAAUGAUAAGGUGGUGCCUGAGAAUGAAGAAGAGAUAGGUCAGCCAUCUAAGACAGACGAGCGGCCAGAGGAGAUGUCGGUUCAGGAGCAAAUCGACGAGGUCAAAAGGAAGAGGAGUUUGGCGAUGGUGACUGUCCCAGCUGCCAAGCGAGCUCGAAAAGAAAAGAAGAGAACCACAUCCGCUGAAACCUCAAGACCAGGAGCUGAAUCAACCCCUGCCGCUCCCUGCCCAGAACCUGAAUCGAGUCAUGUCAAGCAGAAAAAGAAGAAGUCCAACCUCAGGAGCAAAAAGAGGGUGGCGUCUGAUGAACGAUUCCAAGUGUUCAAGGAUCGUCAUAUCUGGAGUGAACGAGUUGUAGAUGUGGACGAAGAGGAUGAAUGGAAGUACCUUUAG